Messenger RNA from Eurytemora carolleeae, 1246 nucleotides. Its product is annotated as lipase 3. Lineage: Eukaryota; Metazoa; Arthropoda; Copepoda; Calanoida; Temoridae. The transcript is spliced from 12 exons. Gene Ontology annotation, biological process: lipid metabolic process. Bases 66 to 1229 code for a protein of 387 amino acids. The record is from RefSeq and is a predicted model, not a curated record. Gene Ontology annotation, molecular function: hydrolase activity, acting on ester bonds.
UUAAAAGUAUUCAGAGAAGUAACAACAUUUGUGUCUGAAAGCAGUUGUAGGGAGAAGCGGGCAAAAUGAUAAAAUAUUUUGGUCUUUUUGUACUCUUUCAAACAACAGUACUGGCGAAUAAGUUAGGCCAUGAUCUUACAUCGCUUGAGAUGAUACUAGAGGCAGGGUAUCCUGCCGAACAACACAAAAUCACAACUGACGACUGUUACAAGAUAACCCUUCAUAGGAUUCCUGGACCUGGGAAACCCGUUUUUCUACAGCAUGGAUUAGUUGAUAGUUCUGCGGCAUGGCUAAUUGCUGGAACCGACCACGGAGGACUGGCGUUUAGACUAGCAGAAGCAGGCUAUGAUGUUUGGCUUGGGAAUUUUAGAGGGAACACCUACAGUCGUGCGCAUUGUACCCUGAACCCAGACGACGACCAGGACUACUGGAAGUUUACAUGGGAUGAAAUGGCUAAAUAUGAUCUUCCCUCAUCACUAAAUUUUGUACUGUCUCAUACAGGUUAUGAGAAACUUCUGUAUGUUGGACACUCUAUGGGUUCAACAUCUUUUAUGGUUAUGAACUCUUUAGACCAGUCUUGGGCAGACAGGAUUGAACUUGCAACAUUCCUAGCUCCAGUAGCGUAUGUAGAUCAUAUGCUCAGUCCUAUACGUAUCAUUGCUCCAUUUGCCUGGGCCGUAGAAUGGAUCACUGAAUUCCUGGGUCUAGGAGAAUUUAUCCCCAGCAAUGGGUUUAUGGACCUGCUGGCCGAGUAUGCCUGUGAUGAAGGUUCCUGGCUACAGGAUGUGUGUGAGAAUGUCGUCUUCCUGCUGUGUGGUUAUGAUAAGCCCCAGAUGAAUGAGACUAUGUUGUCUACAAUAGUAAAUCAUAUUCCUGCUGGAGCAUCAACUUAUACUAUACUACACUAUGCACAGGGAGUGAAUACUAAAGAGUUUAUGGGGUUUGACUGGGGUAAUGAUGAGGAGAAUGAAGCUCACCACGGACAAAAAGAACCUCCUCUUUACAAUCUGGAAAAUGUUAAUGCAAAGGUUGCUCUAUACUGGGGGGAUGGAGACUGGUUAGCCCAACCUGGAGAUCUUAUCAAAAUUGUUUCAAGUCUUCCAAAUUUAGUUGUUAACUAUCAGGUUCCUUGGGAAGGUUGGAAUCAUCUAGACUUCAUGUACGCCAUUGAUGUGGAUCAAUAUAUAAACUUUCCUUUGUUAGAAAUGUUUGAAAAUCUGGAAAAAUAAAUGUUUAAGAAUGCAUA